Aspergillus pseudonomiae is the source of this 722-nucleotide messenger RNA. RefSeq names its product GNAT family N-acetyltransferase. The record is from RefSeq and is a predicted model, not a curated record. The transcript has a single exon. Bases 46 to 507 code for a protein of 153 amino acids. NCBI's taxonomy places the organism in Eukaryota, Fungi, Ascomycota, Eurotiomycetes, Eurotiales, Aspergillaceae. Gene Ontology annotation, molecular function: N-acetyltransferase activity.
CGCCCUGCCGCGCCAGAUGAAAUCCCCGCCAUUGUGGAUUUCAUCAUGGCGGCCCGCGCCGACAUGUUUUCAAUGCUGGAUCCAUCCUUACACCUCCAAAAGGCUCAGCGUGAACUAGCCAACUUCCAGCAAAGCUAUCUGGAACAUCCCGACGGAGCCUUCUUCACAGCCCGAGUGGAUGGUCGCUUGAUUGCCACCGUCGGUUACGUCGCCUAUGACCAGCGUUUCCCCCAACUGGACUUUGGCCACGAACGGGUCGUCGAGGUGUUGAGGAUGUACGUCCACCCUGAUUGGCGCCGAACUGGAUUAGCUUCGAAAUUGUUCGCGGCUCUCGAGCAGAGAGCACGCCAAGAAGGCAUUCGGCGAAUGUAUCUGCAUACCCACCCGUUUUUACCGGGCUCCAUCAGCUUUUGGGAGCAGCAAGGCUUUUCCGUCGUCCACGUUGACGAUGAUCCUGUGUGGCGUACAACGCAUAUGAACCGAUUUCUUGCUGCUGGUGAACGGUAGCAAGCAGAUCUGCUAUCGACUGUCAUGAAAUCUUGAAAUGCUUCCACAAGGCUGUCUAUUAUUAGCCCGUCAUCAAUUUCCACCGCACGGCCCGCUUGAGGGCUGGUUCAACAAAACCACAGCUACUAUUGAGUAAAGGAUAAAAGGUCCUUGGUAAAGGAUCUCAUAUCUGAUCUCAGAAGGGCAGAGCAUUACUCUAUAGUGGUAGCGGGAAA